AGGGAAGGACUUCAGUUCCCAGCAGGCCGUUCGGCUGCACACAUGUUAGUGAUGGUUGUGUGAGCAGCAGCAGCAGCAUCAUGUCGGUGUUUAUGGAUUUGAAUCUGAGCUACAGCAGCGAUAAGAGCCGCCUGCACAGUCUGAUAGAGAGCGCCGCUCACCUCGGGUUCUCCACAGUCGCCAUCAACUACGUGUUCGAACCCACGGCUAAAAAGAAACAGGAGAUUCCCGCCCCGACGCCGAUCAAUGAGCUGAUUGAUCAGCUGCCAAUUGUACAGGGUCGGUCUCGUCCAAUCAGAGUGCUGAACAGACUGACCGUAGUGAUGUCAGACUCCAGUCACUUUAGGCCCAGCUCUCCAGAGUAUCGCUGCUUCGACCUGCUUGCGAUCCAACCGACCACAGAGAAACUCUUCCACGCAGCCUGUAUGAUGUAUGACGUUGACAUCAUCUGUAUCUCAGUGACAGAGAAACUUCCUUUCUUCUUCAAGAGAGCGCCGGUCAACGGGGCAGUGGACAGGGGUCUGGUGUUCGAGGUGUCGUACUCCGCCUCCAUCAGAGACGCCACCAUGAGGCGUUACACCAUCGCUAACGCAGUGUCUCUGAUGGACAGCUGUAAAGGGAAGAAUGUGAUCCUGUCCAGUGCCGCAGAGAAGCCUCUGGAGCUCAGAGGUCCCUAUGACAUCACCAACCUGUAUCCUUCUUCUUCUGCUGUUUCUGCUGCAGUAGUUUACUCGUGUAGUGGUGUGAUGUUGUUGCGCCAUAUUAUGAACAAGGCAGUGAAGCGCAGACUUUUAUUUUGAAGGGUAGCGUUUUUGCUGCCAUGUUUUUCUUUAUUCCUUUGAGUGUUGUGGUUAUAGUAUGAUGUAAUUGUGUAAUUGUAAAUGUUAAUGUUUUGAGCACAUAUGUCAGGGACCAUGUCGGAUUAUUACCGGAAGUAUUUUAUUUUCUAAACCUGCAUUUACCGCGUUGUGUCAGGUUUUACUUCCUCUUUCGUGACUUUUCUCAGAAAGUUACGCAGUUUUGCUGCUCUCCGUAGUUUCAUUGUUUUUUGUUGUAAAAGUGAAUGUAAGUUACUUAAAUACUUGUAGUCGCAGUGUUAACUUGUAGAACUGUUGUGUUAUUUCCUUUCAUACAUAAACUUGCUAAUUAGAGGAGAAGUUGUCGCGGCCUGCGUGUGCUGCAGUAAAGAAAUCCAGGAUAAUUGAGCAAGCGCGGCUUGACCUAGCCUAUUCGCUGCAUCCUGGCUUAAUGGUUGCACGUUUGCCGAGCCAGGAUGAAAAGGUGCGGCUAUGUUAAGCCAGGUGUAGAUAGUCGGGAUAAGUGCGUGUUCACGGCAUACUGAAAUAGACCUCGCGAUCGCUCACAGAAUCACCGAUGGGAACAUGGAUAAGAGUCGCUGAACAACAGCUCCUGAUGGAGUUCUAUGAAGAGGUGGAAGAUAGAAGAAACAAAGGCAAUACCAAUGCCAUAAUUAAAGAAAGAGAGAAAGCCUGGCAGACAAUAGCGGACCGGCUUAAUGCUUAAGUAGUCCAAAACUGUACAAUGAAUAAACAGUGCUCCACUGGAACUGUCAUCAUUAGGCUCCAAUUAAAGGACUAAAGGAGUUACUUUAAGUCCACUAAUCAACUGUUGUACACUUUGCUUUAAAUGUGGCAAGUAGAGGUUCAUGUUACUUAAAUGUAGAGUAUGAUUAAGUGCAAACAAUUAUCCACAAUGUGUGUCAUUUAAUCUGUUUUUAUCUAUUUUAUCUUUCUAUCCUUCAUAAAGAACAAACUUGUCUGGCCAUAAAAGGACCUGGCAGCAAGUUAAAGUUAAAUACAAGAACAUUUUGCAGGCUGGUCAGUGACUCUAAAGUAGAUAACAGUGAAUAAAUGAGGUGAAUAGAUUAGGUAUCUGCUGACUUGUUGAAUGUCUGUAUGAUUGUAGCAGUUAAAAAAAGCCCAUAGAACUGGCACAGGGGGCGGCCCACCAAGCCAGGAUAUGUGCUGCAAAUGGUUCCUUUAUUGAGGUUCUCUGCAUCCCCAACAGAAUAAAGGAAGCUCCCACUUGCAAAACAUCUCACUGUUACACAGACCAUCUGUGGUACAUUGAGAGCAUGGCUUCCUGCCGUCUGGUGCUGUAUUUUUGGACCCAGCAGCCUACAUAAAUAUCUUAGUCCAUCACCUGAGAAUCUGUAUCUCUCAAUGAGAUAGUUCUCUCCAACGGCCAAUGGGUCUGACCUGUCCCAGAAGACUCUUUCAUGACUAAAUGCUCGUCUGAGGAUUAGGGCUUCCUCAUCCAGUACAUCCUCCAAAAAAGAGCAAGCCAUUAUGAAGAGGGAACAGGAGUGAAUAAUAUAUAUAUAUAUAUAUAUAUAUAUGUAUAUAUAUAUAUUAUGGCAUGCCGUUUAGGAAAUGAAGCUUUGAAUAUAUGGAAUGAAUCUUGAAUAUACUGAUAGAAAUGUGAUAAUACUGAAUGAAAUUCAAAACCUAGUUGUAUCCUUUUCAUCAAAGUGAUAGCCUUCUGAAUUAGCUGGUUUUACAAAAUGGCAUCAGUUGAAAUAUUACAAUACUUUCUUAAACUGGAAAACUUCUUUGCUUUUUCUGUCAGGAUUUAGCCUGAGGCCUGUUGUAGUCGGCCUGCCACCAUUAAAAAGGAAGUGAACUUCUUCGUCAGGAGAACGGUAUUGGGCACAGGUACUAUGGGAAGGAUUUUGGCCCGUACAAGCACUUACCAAUGAGUUAAUAAUGUCCUCAUUGAUCAGUAUUGCUGCCACAAGGUUCCUGACUGACUCAUUCUCCCUUCUACAAGAUGGCAGCAGUGCCUUGAUGACCAGUCAAGAUUCAUUCUAUAUAUUCAAAGAUUAAUUUCCUAAACGGUAUGCCAUAAUAUAUAUACUAUAUUGCCCUUGUCACAGAUUUCAUUGAAAACACCUUUGCAACUUCAUCAGCUGUGUUUUGUAAUCUCAAUUACUGCAAUAAACACAUAUUUAUGCAGUUUGACAAGCAGUCUUCAUUAGCAUAGCAAUAUAACACUUGUCCUGAGUAAUAAAACUACCACUUGAAUCAAUAUAAAAAGACUGUUGCAAUUACAAACAGCCAACAGAUUUAAAUAAAUGAGAAAUGACAAUAUAUGUAAUAUUUUAAUGCAGGAUAAUUAAAAUGAUGCAACAUACUUAGAAAGACCAUGGACAUGCUGUAAAACACAUUAAUUCCUCACAGGACUGACGAUGGAAAUACAGGUGAAUCACUAGGAUUAAUGUUAGCCUGGCUGUUAGCCUGGUCUGGAGCAGGCUAGCUGCAGAGAAUAAAUCACCAUAGUAACCUGGCCGGGAUAAGUUUAACCUGCUUUCAUGCAACCGACUUGAGGCUAAAUUCAUCCAGGAUAACCAACAUAUCCCGACUUAAUCCCUUAUCCUGGUUUUGUGCAAUACCCCUCAGAGGGUUGUUGUCGUCAUUGUUGUCCUGACGCUGUUCCUCAGAGGGUUGUUGUUGUCCUGACGCUGUUCCUCAGAGGGUUGUUGUUGUUGUCCUGACGCUGUUCCUCAGAGGGUUGUUGUCGUCCUGACGCUGUUCCUCAGAGGGUUGUUGUUGUCGUCCUGACGCUGUUCCUCAGAGGGUUGUUGUCGUUGUUGUUGUUGUCCUGACGCUGUUCCUCAGAGGGUUGUUGUCGUUGUUGUUGUUGUCCUGACGCUGUUCCUCAGAGGGUUGUUGUCGUUGUUGUUGUUGUCCUGACGCUGUUCCUCAGAGGGUUGUUGUCGUUGUUGUUGUUGUCCUGACGCUGUUCCUCAGAGGGUUGUUGUUCGGUUUGUCAGACGGAGACGCAAAAGAAGCCGUUUCAUCCACCUGUCGAUCAGUAAUUCUACACGCAGAAACCAGGAAGUCGGCCUCUGGGAUUAUUUACACCAUGAAGAGCUGCCAGCAGGAGGCUCCACCUGCUGCACACAGUGACGCUCCCGCAGCCAAGAGAGCCAAACCUUACUGAGUGAUUGACAGCUGAGGAGGGGGCGGAGUCAGCAGACUGUUAUUGAUUAGGAAUGUUUAUUUGUGAUCGGUUACUGAUUGAUGUCACUGUUUGUGUUCUAUCAAUAAAACAGACUUCAGAGCA
This is a messenger RNA of Dicentrarchus labrax (European seabass), 4086 nucleotides long. Its product is annotated as ribonuclease P protein subunit p30-like. The coding region runs from base 81 to 800 and encodes 239 amino acids. Gene Ontology annotation, biological process: tRNA processing; translation. The transcript is spliced from 12 exons. The record is from RefSeq and is a predicted model, not a curated record. Gene Ontology annotation, cellular component: nucleolar ribonuclease P complex; ribosome. Lineage: Eukaryota; Metazoa; Chordata; Actinopteri; Moronidae. Gene Ontology annotation, molecular function: RNA binding; structural constituent of ribosome.